GUACCUACCGAACCAAAGUCAAUCAAGACACUCCGACAAUCCCAAGGGAAAUUCUUCAGCCAAGUGUUGUUGUUGCCUGCACCACUUCUUGGUGUUCCUUAGCUUCCUUGCUCCCGAAACAGAUCCAGCACUCAUUUUGUUCUCCGCGCUCUGCUCCCGGGACUAGCAACGUACUCUGCCGACACCUUUAGUACGGCUCAUCGCACCGCUCUCCACCGUUUCGUAUCUCCGCCAUGGCGGCUACAGCAGGGCCAGGCGCGUCGUCCUUCUCCCGCGCCUCCGACGCGCAGUCCUCGUUUAACUUCGACGCGUUAAAGAACUUUUCGGUGCUCACCCCCUCGAUACAGUCACAUCUGCAGAAGGUCUACCUGACGCUGUCGCUCACGCUGGUCGUCGCAGCGCUCGGCGCGUACGCGCACGUGCUGUGGGGCCUCGGAGGUGCGAUCUCCUCCAUCGCGUCCAUCGUGGGGGUGCUCUGCCUCAACGCCACGCCCGCCACUCCCGCUAACGAGUCGUUUCGCUUUCGCCUGCUGCUCGCCAUCGCCUUCUCGCACGGCUGCUCCAUCGGCCCCCUCAUCGAUGCCGUCGCGCAAGUCAACCCCGGCCUGAUAGUGACUGCGUUUGUCGCCACAGCAGCCAUCUUCCUGUGCUUCUCAGGGGCGGCACUGCUGGCGCGGCGGCGGGAGUACCUGUACCUGGGGGGCCUGCUCGCCUCCGCGGUUUCCACCAUGCUCACCCUGCGCCUCGCCUCCUUCUUCUUCGGCGGCUCCAACGCCGUCUUCCAGAUCGAGCUGUACGGCGGCCUCCUUGUGUUCGCGGGGUACAUCAUCUACGACACGCAGAUGGUGGUGGAGCGCGCCUGCCAGGGCCACCGGGACCACGUGGUCGACGCCUUGGAGCUGCUGCUGGACUUCGUGGCGGUCUUUGUGCGCAUCCUCUUCAUCUUGAUGAGGAAGGAGGAGCGGGAGGAGGAGCAGCGGUCAUCAUCCAAGCGCAGGACUGGGGCCAGCACGUCUCGCCGUUGACUCCCAUGCUACCUACCAGCAGUGUCCUUGGUAGCCAGUACGCUGGGGUUCGAUGUGGGAAGGGGGCUAGUGCUCCCGCACGCUGAGCUGAGUGAAUGAGCAGUUUGGAAUGGCGCACUUCGAUUGUUUAACUAUCUAUCCACUGAUUGUUAAAAAAGAAUGUCGCCUAACUUGGUUUGGUGCUGCUGAAUGCAUUAUUCUGCCUAUGUAAACACAUACACCAUAUAUAGUAUAAUCUGUUAGAAU
Closterium sp. NIES-67 is the source of this 1271-nucleotide messenger RNA. The record is from the annotation of a GenBank genome assembly. Lineage: Eukaryota; Viridiplantae; Streptophyta; Zygnematophyceae; Desmidiales; Closteriaceae.